This is a messenger RNA of Patiria miniata (bat star), 5374 nucleotides long. RefSeq names its product zinc finger protein 721-like. The record is from RefSeq and is a predicted model, not a curated record. Bases 283 to 4314 code for a protein of 1343 amino acids. The transcript is spliced from 7 exons. Gene Ontology annotation, molecular function: DNA-binding transcription repressor activity, RNA polymerase II-specific; DNA-binding transcription activator activity, RNA polymerase II-specific; RNA polymerase II cis-regulatory region sequence-specific DNA binding. NCBI's taxonomy places the organism in Eukaryota, Metazoa, Echinodermata, Asteroidea, Valvatida, Asterinidae. Gene Ontology annotation, biological process: negative regulation of transcription by RNA polymerase II. Gene Ontology annotation, cellular component: nucleus.
AUGGACCCCCACUCAAAAUCCGCGUAGCUGGCAUGGAACUGGAAGUUGAAUUGUUUCUUUUUCCAGUUGAUUCCAACCGCGAAGCCAGAGAUUUUAGGGGUGUAUUUCCGAGUGGCGGGGUAUUCUGCAAUUACUCCGAAACAAAAUUUGACUACAGCACUUUUCUCCUUGGAUAAGCAAUGUGCUUCUUAGGAGUCUACACAUCAAGCAUCAAGUUGAACAAUUGCUGCAUGCUGUACAGUGUAGUGCAGGACAGUUGGCUCUUCUUAACUUCUUUGCAUAAUGGAAGAAAUACAUGAAAAUGUAAGCAACAGCUCCAUGGUCAAAUAUUCUUCAACCAUCAUGCCGGGCCAUGGCACAUCGUCAUCAUGGACAGUAAAGGCACUUCUCCACCAGCACCUAGUACUCAAAAAUGGACAUGGAGCCAGUGGCAUUCUGAUGGACCAGUACUUCAGACGGGUAGCCAGCAAUCUCAGCCAUGAUAGGCAGAAACAGAGUGAGGAACGACUCGGUUGUGAGACCUGUGAUAAAUCUUUUACUUCACAAAGUGAUCUUCGGGCCCAUCAGAGGGUUCACAAGGGUAAGAAACGCUUCGUUUGCAAGACCUGUGGUAAAGCCUUUACUAAACCAAGUCUUCUUCGAGAUCACGACAGAGUUCACACUGGUGAGAAACCAUACAUUUGUGAGACCUGUGGGAAAGCUUUUGCUCAGCAAUCUACAUUAAAAAAACAUAAAAGGGUACACGAUGGCGAGAAAGCAUUUGUUUGUGAGACUUGCGGCCGAGCCUUCUCUCAUGGAGGGGCUCUACGGAAUCAUGAGAGACUGCACACUGGCAAGAAACCAUAUAUUUGUGAGACCUGUGGGAAAGCCUUUACUCAGCAAACUGGUCUCCUCAAACAUGACAGGGUGCACACUGGCGAGAAACCAUUCGUUUGUGAGACCUGUGGGAAAGCCUUUGCUCAGAAGUAUGCUCUGCGACUGCAUGACCGGGUACACACUGGUGAGAAACCCUUCGUUUGUCAAAUCUGUGGUAAAGCGUUUCCUCUGCAAAUCCAUCUAGACAACCAUGAGAGAGUGCACACUGGUGAGAAACCGUUUGUUUGUGAGACCUGUGGUAAAGCUUUCCCUCAGCAAGGUGCUCUCCGAGACCAUGAGAGACUGCACACUGGCGAGAAACCAUUCGUUUGUGAGACUUGCGGUAAAGCCUUUACUCAGCAAAAUGGACUGCUUCGGCAUGGCAGAGUACACACUGAUGUAGCCAGCAACCUCGCCCAUGGAAGGCUGCACCCGGGUGAGAGACCAUUCGUUUGUGAGACCUGUGGUAAAGCCUUUGCUCAGCGAAGUCUUCUGCGUCAGCAUGAACGUGUACACACUGUCGAGAAACCCUUCGUUUGUAAAAUCUGUGGUAAAGCGUUUCCUCUGCAAACCCUUCUAGACAACCAUGAGAGACUGCACACUGUCGACAAACCAUUCGUUUGUGAGACCUGUGGUAAAGCCUUUACUCGGCAAAAUGAUCUAAACAAACAUAAGAGGGUACAUGCUGGCGAGAAACCAUUCGUUUGUGAGACCUGUGGUAAAGCCUUUACUCAGCAAAAUGGACUGCUUCGGCAUGGCAGAGUACACACUGAUGUUGCCAGUGGGAUUCUGAUGGACCAGUACUUCAGACGGGUAGCCAGCAAUCACGGUCAUGAUAGGCUGCAACAGAGUGAGGAACCAUUCGGUUGUGAGACCUGUGAUAAAUCUUUUACUUCACAAAGUGAUCUUCGGGCCCAUCAGAGGGUGCACAAGGGUGAGAAACGCUUCGUUUGCAAGACCUGUGGUAAAGCCUUUACUAAACCAAGUAUUCUUCGAAUUCACGACAGAGUUCACACUGGUGAGAAACCAAACAUUUGUGAGACCUGUGGGAAAGCCUUUGGCAAGCAAUCUACUCUAAAACGACAUGAAAUGGUACACAGUGGCGAGAAACCGUUUGUUUGUGAGACUUGCGGCCGAGCCUUCUCUCAUAGUGGGGCUCUACGGAAUCAUGAGAGACUGCACACUGGCGAGAAACCAUUUGUUUGUGAGACCUGUGGGAAAGCCUUUACUCAGCAAACUGGUCUCCUCAAACAUGACAGGGUGCACACUGGCGAGAAACCAUUUGUUUGUGAGACCUGUGGGAAAGCCUUUGCUCAGAAGUAUGCUCUGCGUCUGCAUGACCGGAUACACACUGGCGAGAAACCCUUCGUUUGUAAAAUCUGUGGUAAAGCGUUUCCUCUGCAAAUCCAUCUAGACAACCAUGAGAGACUGCACACUGGUGAGAAACCGUUUGUUUGUGAGACCUGUGGUAAAGCCUUCCCUCAGCAAAGUACUCUCCGAGACCAUGAGAGACUGCACACUGGCGAGAAACCAUUCGUUUGUGAGACUUGCGGUAAAGCCUUUACUCAGCAAAAUGGACUGCUUCGGCAUGGCAGAGUACACACUGAUGUAGCCAGCAACCUCGCCCAUGGAAGGCUGCACCCGGGUGAGAGACCAUUCGUUUGUGAGACCUGUGGUAAAGCCUUUGCUCAGCGAAGUCUUCUGCGUCAGCAUGAACGUGUACACACUGUCGAGAAACCCUUCGUUUGUAAAAUCUGUGGUAAAGCGUUUCCUCUGCAAAUCCAUCUAGACAACCAUGAGAGACUGCACACUGUCGACAAACCAUUCGUUUGUGAGACCUGUGGUAAAGCCUUUACUCGGCAAAAUGGUCUAAACAAACAUAAGAGGGUACAUGCUGGCGAGAAACCAUUCGUUUGUGAGACCUGUGGUAAAGCCUUUACUCAGCAAAAUGGACUGCUUCGGCAUGGCAGAGUACACACUGAUGUUGCCAGUGGGAUUCUGAUGGACCAGUACUUCAGACGGGUAGCCAGCAAUCACAGUCAUGAUAGGCUGAAACAGAGUGAGGAACCAUUCGGUUGUGAGACCUGUGAUAAAUCUUUUACUUCACAAAGUGAUCUUCGGGCCCAUCAGAGGGUGCACAAGUGUAAGAAACGCUUCGUUUGCAAGACCUGUGGUAAAGCCUUUACUAAACCAAGUCUUCUUCGAAUUCACGACAGAGUUCACACUGGUGAGAAACCAUACAUUUGUGAGACCUGUGGGAAAGCCUUUGGCAAGCAAUCUACUCUAAAACGACAUGAAAUGGUACACAGUGGUGAGAAACCGUUUGUUUGUGAGACUUGCGGCCGAGCCUUCUCUCAUAGUGGGGCUCUACGGAAUCAUGAGAGACUGCACACUGGUGAGAAACCAUAUGUUUGUGAGACCUGUGGGAAAGCCUUUACUCAGCAAACUGGUCUCCUCAAACAUGACAGGGUGCACACUGGCGAGAAACCAUUCGUUUGUGAGACCUGUGGGAAAGCCUUUGCUCAGAAGUAUGCUCUGCGUCUGCAUGACCGGGUACACACUGGCGAGAAACCCUUCGUUUGUAAAAUCUGUGGUAAAGCGUUUCCUCUGCAAAUCCAUCUAGACAACCAUGAGAGACUGCACACUGGUGAGAAACCGUUUGUUUGUGAGACCUGUGGUAAAGCCUUCCCUCAGCAAAGUACUCUCCGAGACCAUGAGAGACUGCACACUGGCGAGAAACCAUUCGUUUGUGAGACCUGUGGUAAAGCCUUUACUCGGCAAAGUGGACUGCUUCAGCAUGGCAGAGUACACACUGAGGUAGCCAGCAACCUCCCCCAUGGAAGGCUACACACGGGUAAGAGACCAUUCGUUUGUGAGACCUGUGGGAAAGCCUUUGCUCAGCGAAGUCUUCUGCUUCAGCAUGACAGACUGCACACUGGCGAGAAACCAUUUGUUUGCGAGACCUGUGGUAAAGCCUUUGCUCAGCAAAGUUGUCUAUACAUACAUAAGAAGAAUCACACUGGUGAGAAACCAUUCGAAUGUGAGACCUGUGGUAAAGCCUUUACUCAGCGAGGUGGCCUGCUUCAGCAUAGCAGGGUUCACACUGGCGAGAAACCAUUCAUUUGUGCAACCUGUGGUAAAGCCUUUGCCCAGAAAAUUGGUCUGCUUCAGCAUGACAGACUGCACACUGGCGAGAAACCAUUUGUUUGCGAGACCUGUGGUAAAGCCUUUGCUCAGCAAAGUUGUCUAUACAUACAUAAGAGUAAUCACACUGGUGAGAAACCAUUCGAAUGUGAGACCUGUGGUAAAGCCUUUACUCAGCGAGGUGGCCUGCUUCAGCAUAGCAGGGUUCACACUGGCGAGAAACCAUUUGUUUGUGAGACUUGUGGUAAAGCCUUUACUCAGCGAGGUAGCCUGCUUCAGCAUAGCAGCAGGGUACACACUGCUAUGCAUGUGUAACCGUGAAAAAUGACACACUUGGGGGAACUCGCACAAACUAAGACUCUAUGGGGAUUAACUAACAAAACUAAACUAAACUCAGGAUCUUUGAAGGGAAAAGUCGCGAGGAAAUUGAAUUAAUAGAGACCAGAGACGAAUUCUAGAUUUCGAACAAAAAAAGGACCAAAAAGGAUUUAUUCACAAGAACCUUAAACCAAAAACCAGAAACUAAAAGCAAAGAAUAAAACCUAAAAACCAAAGACUAAAACCAAAAAAAAACCAAGAAAUUGAGACUUAAACCCUAAAAUCAAAAACCAACACAGUGUGAAUAGUGGAUCUUUCAAAGAACACUCAAGCAGGAAUAAAGUCUGACACAAAUGACUCAAGCAGACAGAGCUCAAACAGGACAGGCUCUCCAGUUAGGAGGAACAUAUAAAUACUAUGAAGUUGUCUCUGUUGGUCUGCUGGUUGAACUAAAGUGUGGCUUGACCAUGUGGCAGCUUAUAUAGGGGGAACAUGUGGGCUAAAGUAAACAACCAGGGGGACACACUACCAAGAAAAGGGGGGGGGGAAUUUUAAGUAAAACUAAAAUGAUUUUUUUUGUUCUAAAGGGGAGCUACUCCUAUAUACUAUACACUACAUACAUGAAAAAUAUACAAGAUAAAUUUGGCCCUGCCACACUUGCAAGAUAAAAAUCGUUGUAAAAAGUGCUACUGCUCAUUUGGUGACAAAUGUAUCAGCAAAAGAGUCGAGAAGAAUCCAUCAUUGGAAAUCUGCCGUCUUGGAAAAAAAAAGCUGCCACCUCCCUUUAAAAACAAAUCAAGACAAGAAACUAUUUUUUUUGUUUUUGUUAAUGACUCUUUUGGAUGCAAAUGUAUCAGCAGAAGAGACAAGAAAAUGGAAGAAUAUAUCUCUCCGAAAAUCUGCCAUCUUGAAAAAAAGGCAUUGCCUUUUUCAAAAAGCCUGGACAAGGAACUACACUGUAUUGUGUUUUUUACUCAGCUUAAUUUUUUCAACUUGGUUUAAUAAUGAUCAUGUCUUUACUCUAGCUCCCAGGGGCAGAUCCAGGAAUUUUUGCGGG